GAUAUGAGUAGCGGCAGCAACUGCACAAGCCAUCUACUAGCAUUGGGGAUCCCCUCCGUGACGUUUGCGUGGGGACUGUGGGCCCUCUUAGGGGUUGUGACAGUGCUGCUUCUCGUUUCGCUGGCUGUACUCUUGUCCCAGUGGACCAGCCGUCGGAGCAGGAGUCAGGAGGCGCAGGGACGCUCCGGAGAGUCCGUGGAAGAAAUUCCCCUGUAUGGGAACCUGCACUAUUUACAGACAGGACGGCUGUCUGAAGAGCCAAGGCCAGAAGGGCAGGACCCAUCUUCUGGAGGCCCUGCCAGGGCUACGGAGGAGGCGACGUGCUACACUAGCCUGCAGCUGCGACCUGCACAAGGUCGGAUCCCCAGCUCUGGGACCCCCAUAAAGUACUGUGAGGUGGUGCUGGACUCUGAGCCAAAGCCCCAGGCCUCGGGCCCUGAGCCGGAACUCUAUGCCUCAGUGUGCGCCCAGACACGCAGAGCCCGGGCUUCCUUCCCAGAUCAGGCCUAUGCCAACAGUCAGCCUGCACCCAGCUGA
Messenger RNA from Microtus oregoni (creeping vole), 537 nucleotides. It is a transcript of the gene Sit1, whose product is annotated as signaling threshold regulating transmembrane adaptor 1. The record is from RefSeq and is a predicted model, not a curated record. Gene Ontology annotation, cellular component: plasma membrane. Gene Ontology annotation, molecular function: kinase binding. Lineage: Eukaryota; Metazoa; Chordata; Mammalia; Rodentia; Cricetidae. Gene Ontology annotation, biological process: T cell homeostasis; regulation of T cell activation; signal transduction. The transcript is spliced from 5 exons. The coding region runs from base 4 to 537 and encodes 177 amino acids.